AAGCAACUUGAUCCGUUUAACCAUUUUAAAUCAUAAAGUUUAGGAUUUCCUCGUUUAAAAAUAAAAUGAAAAAUGAUUGUAGACCUUAUUCUAAAGCAGACCCGACAAAACCCAUUCAAUUCCAACAUGCAGUAAUAAUAUUGUAAAGUCAACUGAAAACAAAACACAUAAUUGAGAUUGUUGUUGAGGUUAGACCAAAUAGUUCGGGAUGACAGGUCGUAAAAUAUAAUCCCAGCUUUUUUUCCCUAGGCUGUAGUGUCUUAAUGUCCGUUGUCCUCAAGGGUCAAAAGGGAUGAACAAUGUUUCGUUUUAAUUGUAAUUUUUAUAUCAUUUAACAUUUUCCAAGAAAAUUUAAAAAAUUGAUUUUAUAUAAUAAUAAGUAUCAAGUUAGACAUUUGCACACAUUAUAAAAAAUAUGAUAUAGAGGGUGACAUCCAUUAACGCACGGUCCUUAUAUAGGGGCAAACGAUUUAUUUGGAGGGCGUCAAAGAUUAACUUUUUUUUUCAAUACAUACAUAAAACUCAAACGUGACUUUUCAUUAAUUAAAGUUUGGGGUGACAAAAGGGUGAAAGACCUUCAAAAACGUACUGCGGCAAAUACUGUGUUUUUGACAUGCAACAAGUUCACCAAACAAUAAAAUCUUUGACACCCUGUAACUAGGAAACAAAAUCUUUUCGAAGCCAUGUUCAUAUAUUUUUUUAUUUCACGGUGAGAAAUAUGCCUCUAAGUUGAGCCCGUGGAUUAAUAAGUCACCCUGUAUACGUACUUAGAUAAAAAAGUUCACGAUGAUGAACUUAGAACAAAUAAAGAAAACAUCGAAAACGAGACAAAUAAUUAAAAAAGAAACAAAUUUAAGCCCGAUGAAGAUUAAAUUAUGGAAAUUUAAAAAUAUAAUAAACUCAGAUAAUUAUGAAUAUCGAAAUUUAUUUACACAACAUUAAAUUAUCGACGUUCCGUUUUGCACUUAACAGAUUUAAAAUUUAUGUAAUUUAAAACGAAAAUCCUGGUGGCAAAAAAAAGAACGCCCUAUAUACUUCACACGUUACAGGCAUCCUCUGGGAUGAAAGUUGUUUGUGUGCGCUAUCGCUAGAGUAUCACAUACAAUGAUUUGGUUUUAAUACACAGAUAACGCAUCGAAAAUAAAUAUUUCGAAUAUAUAUAAAAGAGGACCCGCCAGACAACGAAGAUUAAAGCAGCAUCGACAGCAAUUUGAAAAUGGUUUAUAAAAUUGAAAGAUUAACGGACCAGGUAUCGAUAUUAGGAGAAGCACCGUUUUGGGACGAAGAAAAACAGGUUCUGUAUUUCGUCGAUAUCUACGGGAAAUAUUUGCAAAAAUACGAUCCCGCUACAAAUGUAUUCACCAAAGUAGAGAUAGAGGAUUUAGUUCACGCCGUCAUUCCUGUGAAAGGAAAACCCGACGAAUUUUUCAUCCCCCUAAACGAAGAGUUGCAAGUGAUAAAUUGGGACGGUCAAAGUGCUGAAUAUUCCGUCGUCAAAAGUCUGUGGAAAUUCGACGACAAACUGAAAGGAAAGUCGAUUUUCAAUGACGCAAAAUGCGACCAAACCGGCCGACUCUGGAUAGGAACCCUGGAUUCACGCAUUGUCGGUCUACCGGCGCCGAAAGUCGACCAAUGGGAAGGAUUUUUUAUUUCGUACCAGAAGGGAAAAGUAGUGACGCACGCGACCAAUAUUGGAAUCUCAAACGGUAUUGCUUUCGACGACGUUUUGAAAAAGUUAUACUUCGUAGACACAGCAAGCGGUAUAAUAGAUCAGUUCGAUUUCGAGGAAGGAAGUGGCACGUUAGCUAAUAGAGAAACUGUUUUCACAUUCGACAAACACAAGCUAUCUGGAUAUCCUGACGGCCUAACGAUCGACGCAGAUGGCAAUCUUUGGGUGGCCGCCGUCACUGCUGGAAAAAUUUUGAAAAUCGAUCCCCGAAAACCGGAAACACUCUUGGAUACCAUUGUUCUACCGGCUAUUCAGCCGACUUCGGUUACAUUUGGAGGACCCCAGUUGGAUGAACUGUAUGUUACCACUGCAAGAUUUCCAGUAGAAGGAGUGACACCAGAACCACCAGUUAAUGGCAGCUUAUAUAAGAUUACCAAUUUGGGAGUAAAAGGCUUGCCCUCCAACAAAUUCGUUUACUAAUUUUGGUACAAUGUGUUAUAAUGUAAUAAAUGCCACAAUGCCUGAAUUUUUUUUAUUUGUGAAAAUUCAGAAAAUAAAAAAUACAAAUUCUGACGCUCUUUUGUUUUCAUA
Molecule: messenger RNA, 2260 nt
Organism: Cylas formicarius (sweet potato weevil)
Lineage: Eukaryota; Metazoa; Arthropoda; Insecta; Coleoptera; Brentidae
Product: regucalcin-like
Exons: 5
Coding region: 1217-2149 (310 amino acids)
Biological process (GO): L-ascorbic acid biosynthetic process
Molecular function (GO): calcium ion binding; gluconolactonase activity
Source: RefSeq, a predicted model, not a curated record